This is a messenger RNA of Didymella exigua CBS 183.55, 153 nucleotides long. RefSeq lists its product as uncharacterized. Lineage: Eukaryota; Fungi; Ascomycota; Dothideomycetes; Pleosporales; Didymellaceae. The record is from RefSeq and is a predicted model, not a curated record. The transcript has a single exon. The annotation marks the transcript as partial.
CGUACUAAGCAUGUAGAUAUCUACUAUCACUACGUCAAGGAGCGUGUCUGUAAUAAUCAUCUCACAGUUAAACAUGUCUGCACAACAGCUAUGACUACUAACAGCCUUACUAAACCUCUUGAUCGCGUAGCUUACGAGCGAUUUCUCUGUUAA